AUGACAGUCCCUCUUCAGCGGCAAAGAAAGAGGCACCACAAGACCAGGACAGGAUGCAGGACGUGUCGCCAGAGGCGCAUCAAGUGUACCGAAGAGCGACCGGAGUGCAGUCAAUGUAUGCUUUUCCCCACGGGUAUCGUGAGGCUCCGCUCAUUGUCAUCCCUUAGGUAUCAGGUCAAGACGGCACUGCCUCGGGGAGGUUCUCAGCAGUCUGUCUCGUCGCCCAACUCGCCUUCCGAUGCGAAGGACAUGGACCAGUACGAAUUCGCUCUCGCCCAGUACAGCAAAUCAAUGAAGCAUCUUCACACAUAUAUCGACGCUGGUCCAACGCACUCGACGGACACGAGACAAGAAAUGGUCCUCUUGCUUACUUUAAUGUUUUUCUGUUUCAACGUUUUUCAGCAAGACGAUGCUAGGGCAAUCGCUCACGUAGCAAUGGGACUCAAAAUCUUACGUUCCGGCUUACCGCCACCCGGACAAGGUUUAGAUGACUGCAAAGGGGAGCAGGCUAUCACUGUAAAAGUCAGGCCUCGGAGUGGACUUGACGUCCUCGUUCAAGUCUUUGUGCGGCUCGAUGGCGACUCCUCUCUGGCGACUCCUGAGUACGGCUUCUUGAAACCUGUGUGCAGUGAAUCAAUACCUGACUCCUUUGCGUCACUAGGCGAAGCAAUGGUGCACUUGGAUGUCUUGACUGGUGAAUUGAGAUCACUGGCCGAACGCCUGGAGGCUCUGGCAGAUGCAGUCAUCAAAAUCCAUUCUAAUGCAGCAAUGGAUAGCGUGGAUGUCUGCUCACGCCCUGAUCCGCUGGGAUCCAAAGAUGAGUUGAUGCACAUCAUGAUAAAUUGCCACUUCUUCGCUGUCUGGCUCAUGGCAAAACACAUGGGAUGCAACGACGAGGACGAGUACGACAUCUCUCUGCAACAAUUCGACCACAUACUCUCGCUAGCCGAGCGAUUUGUGGUUCUCGAUCAGACCUUCCCAGAAAGCUGCAGACCAGCCAGCACGACAGGCACGCACAUACCCGCCUGCGUGUAUGAGAUUGCCCUCCGUUGCCGGGAUUCCUCUAUUCGGCGUCGUUGUAUUGCGCUGCUUCGCCGUCUGAAUCUGAAUGGGGUUUUCGACGGUUUCUAUCUUUCCUCGUGGCUUCGCUGCAUUAUCGAAAUAGAAGCCACGCGCGCUCAAAAGCUGGAUCCUGCACUCUCCUCUGUCAAGAACCUCCGCUGUGAAGACAUUCCCGAGCAAGCACGAGUGCUAGAGACGGUCUACUUGGAGCAAUGGGACGAGACGAUCAAUCUUCACAACUUUUACAAAAUGGAUCAUGGCCGGGUGUUGGUAGCCAGCCAUGCGAAUACUGGCAACUACGCAGACGUUGUGAUUGAAGAGGUGGUAUUCUUUGUUGAUCGCUCAAUGGCCACAUUCGACGAGGCAAAUUCUUCAGGCAUUCUGCAAAUGUCGCCCACAUGCCUCUACUCCCCUGCGGCUGGAGUAUUGCUGGCUCAAUAG
Messenger RNA from Zasmidium cellare ATCC 36951, 1503 nucleotides. RefSeq lists its product as uncharacterized. Gene Ontology annotation, molecular function: DNA-binding transcription factor activity, RNA polymerase II-specific; zinc ion binding. The record is from RefSeq and is a predicted model, not a curated record. The transcript has 6 exons. NCBI's taxonomy places the organism in Eukaryota, Fungi, Ascomycota, Dothideomycetes, Mycosphaerellales, Mycosphaerellaceae. Bases 1 to 1503 code for a protein of 500 amino acids. Gene Ontology annotation, biological process: regulation of DNA-templated transcription.